Messenger RNA from Closterium sp. Naga37s-1, 812 nucleotides. NCBI's taxonomy places the organism in Eukaryota, Viridiplantae, Streptophyta, Zygnematophyceae, Desmidiales, Closteriaceae. The record is from the annotation of a GenBank genome assembly.
UUAGACGAGGACAGGUUCGUGUCUCUUCUGGAAAAGUUGAUCAACGAGGCGCGAUACCUUCAGAACAACCCCCCCGAGUGCGUGCCCAAGGAGGACCGCGCAGUGCGACACGUUCUCGACGUGCUACAGCCGUACAGGACUUCGGCCCCUUCACCUUCUCUCGGGACGGAGACAAGUUGAGGGGCCGCGGCACCACAGACUGCCUGGGACACGUGGCGCUCGUCACGGAGCUCAUGCGCCAGCUGGCAGUCUGCCGCCCGGAGCUGGGCGCUACAGUGGUGGCGGUGCUGAUAGCCAAUGAGGAGAACGCCACGGUGAAGGAUAUUGGUGUGGACGGGCUGGUGAAGGCGGGCUUGCUGGACCACCUCAGGAAUGGUCCUCUCUUCUGGGUGGACACAGCGGACAAGCAGCCAUGCAUUGGCACGGGGGGCAUGCUGGCAUGGAAGCUCAAGGCGUUCGGCAAGCUCUUUCACUCAGGCCUGCCGCACAAGGCCAUCAAUCCCAUUGAGCUCGCCAUGACAGCACUGGCGGAGAUGCAGACCCGUUUUUACCGGGACUUCCCCCCCCAUGCCAUGGAGAAGACGUAUGGGUUCGCCACACCUUCCACCAUGAAGCCCACUCAGUGGUCGUAUCCGGGCGGCAGCGUGAAUCAAAUCCCAGGGGAGUGCACGGUAGCAGGGGAUUGCCGGAUAACGCCAUUCUAUGACGAAGCUGAGGGAGUAUGUUGCAGAUAUCAACGCCAACCUGAACACGCUCUCAGGCCCCGGGCCGUGCUCGAAAUUCGUUCUGCCCGAAGAAAAUCUGCAGGGCAG